AUGCAGGGUCGUGUGCGCCCAGCAUGGCGAGCUUUGACGCGAUCUGGCCUCUGUCAGGGUCACCUUCGCUUUGCCGUCGAAGGCCAGCAGGGAAGCUUUCGACAUGCUUCCACAUCAAGAGUCACGCUCGCUGUCAACCAGAGCGCUCCUAGGUCUCGUCCAGCUCCAUCUCAGCGCACAGAAUCUCGAUCCAGAGGAGAGACGCCCUCGGGCUCUUUCACGUCACAGAAGCCGCGAAAGCUCGCGCCGGCGGUUCCAGGGAGAGGUGUCAGCAACGCGUUCAUCGACGAGGCGAAGCGCGACAUGCAACUGCGAAGGAUGCCUUACGAUGAAGCCGACCUCAAAUGGCUGAGGGAGGCGCGCUCGAACGUGUACACGCUCAAUGGAAAGCAGACCGAGCUGCAAAAGGAGCAAAAGGAGCUGACGGCGGAACUGGAUAAGCACUUCAAGGCUGCGAGCAAAGGAAAGGCAAAGGACUCGGAUGCAGAAGUGGACAAGACCUCGAACGCCACUUCGUCGACGGAAGAGGUGACGAGCAAGGACGCUGAACUCAAACCGCAAGAAGAAAAGGAGGACAAGGUUGCAGAGCUCAAAAAGCGAUCUAAAGCCAUCAAGCAGGAACUCGAAAAAGUGCUCAAGCAGCAAGAAGAGAUCCGCACCAGAAGCCAGAAUAUCCGUCUGUCGUGGCCCAACGGCUGUCAUCCAGACGUUCCAGUCGGGUCGGAAGAGAAUGCAGUGCUGGUGUCCGUCCAAGAUCCGCUCGACAUUCUUCCAGCCGAGUUCGACGUGAUGAAGGAGCCUUGGAACAAGUCUGUCAUGCAGGCAAAGCACUUUCCCGAAGGUCCGAAGCCGGAUCCGAAGCGCGAGCACCUCUCGCUAGCAGCCACAGCCGCCAGUGCCGAGGUGGACAUUGUAUCGGGCCUGCUCGCAACAGGCAGCUCGUGGCCAUACCUCCUUGGGAGCAUCAGCCUGCUCGAACACGCCUUGUCGCAAUACGCAAUGUCGAUCGUGGUCCGCAAGGGGUUCCUCGCCGUUUCACCCCCGGACGUGGUUCGCGCCGACCUGGCCGAUCGAUGCGGGUUCCGACCUAGGGACGAAAAAGCAAAGCAGACCUACUUUCUUGAGGCAGCCAAGGGCAAGAGCAACGGCAAGGCGCAAAUGCCCAGCGACGCUGACCUCUGCUUGGCAGCCACGGCAGAAAUUCCCCUUGCCGGACUGCUGGCAGCUCGGACGAUAGAUGGUACCAGAAAGCAAGGCAAACGUGGCUCCUUGGCGGACGAGGACGUAUCAUUGAUACAGAGAGCGGAGCUGCCCAUCAAGUUGGCUGCGUUGGGACAUGCAUUCCGUGCCGAGGCCGGUGCUCGUGGCGCCGAUACACGUGGACUGUACCGCGUCCACCAGUUCAGCAAAAUCGAGAUGUUCGUCGCCACGGAUGGCCAGCUUGAAGCGAGCAACGCCAUGCUCGAAGAGCUGCGCGGUAUCCAAGAGGAGAUUAUCGGAGGGCUUGGUCUGCCAUAUCGUGUGCUGGAUAUGCCCACGGAGGAGCUCGGCGCCAGCGCGUAUCGCAAGUACGACAUCGAGGUGUGGAUGCCCGGGCGAGGGUCAUGGGGCGAGGUCUCGUCGGCCUCCAACUGCACGUCGUACCAAGCAUUGCGGCUCGGGAUCAAGCUCAAGUCAGCUACGCCGCCAUCACCGGAGAGCGGCGAUAUGCGUCAUCCGACAGUGCACACGCUCAAUGCUACUGCAGCUGCGAUACCACGGCUGAUCGUGGCCAUCCUCGAGAAUCACGGUGUGGAGAAGGGUAAGCUUGUGCUGCCUGACACGCUCAAACCCUUUUGGCUUGCGGGAGACAAGGACCCGAAUGUGACGUGGCUAUACACGGGCAAGCUGGACUCUAGCUCGCAGCCACGACUCAAGAGAGCGCUGGCGCGGGUUCGCUCGAUCGCUAAGAAGAACGGCACGGAUGCGCCGACAAUGGUGGCGUCGUUCCUUGUCUUGCACGAGCUCACUGCGAUUGUGCCGCUGGCGAUCAUGUUUUACAUCUUUGGAGCACUCGGCGUUGGCACAGCGGUCUUGAACUGGCUUCUCGGAGACGCCGAAGAUGCGAGCAAAGAAUCGCAUGCGGCUCGGUUCAGGACAUGGGCACGCAUCAAAGAGGAGCGAUUCGAGCGAUACUGCCGCAAGAAAGGGUAUCUUGGAUUCGAAAAGCAGGACGUCAAGACGAUCGAUGCCGCUGGUGAUCUGGGCAAACAGAGCCAUUUGGCAGGCUCGUUCGCCAACAUGGUAGCUGCGUACAUCAUUGUCAAGGCGUUGCUUCCUCUACGCAUCGGCGCCUCGAUCGCGCUGGCAGGGCCGUUCUCGAGGACCGUACUGGAACCGCUCAAGGGCAUGUUCCGUCGCACACCUCUGCUUCGCCCUCGCACGCCGCCCAGCAAGUCGGCUACUGCUCCAUGA
Molecule: messenger RNA, 2454 nt
Organism: Pseudozyma hubeiensis SY62
Lineage: Eukaryota; Fungi; Basidiomycota; Ustilaginomycetes; Ustilaginales; Ustilaginaceae
Exons: 1
Coding region: 1-2454 (817 amino acids)
Biological process (GO): mitochondrial seryl-tRNA aminoacylation
Cellular component (GO): mitochondrion
Molecular function (GO): tRNA binding; serine-tRNA ligase activity; ATP binding
Source: RefSeq, a predicted model, not a curated record